Messenger RNA from Nematolebias whitei (Rio pearlfish), 725 nucleotides. Its product is annotated as bromodomain adjacent to zinc finger domain protein 1A-like. The record is from RefSeq and is a predicted model, not a curated record. The transcript has 6 exons. The coding region runs from base 60 to 725 and encodes 221 amino acids. Gene Ontology annotation, biological process: chromatin remodeling. Lineage: Eukaryota; Metazoa; Chordata; Actinopteri; Cyprinodontiformes; Rivulidae.
ACUUCUUCCUCUUCGUUUGGACCGCCGGCGGGCGCUUCGUCGGUACACUUCGCAAAGCGAUGCCGCUGCUCCACCGAACAGCCUUCAUCCGGCAGAGACCUCCGGCGGACCUGCAGCCGGACGAGGAGGUCUUCCUCUGCAAGAUCACACACGAAGUCUUCCGGACCUACGAUGAGUUUUUUGAGAGGACCAUCCUUUGCAACAGUUUGGUGUGGAGCUGUGCAUUAACGGGUCGAGCAGGCCUCACCUACCUGGAGGCAAUGGAGAGCGAGCGGCGAGCCAGGCAGAGCCUGCAGAACUUCCCUCAGGUUCUGAUGGUACCUCUAUUCCACCUGGCUGCUCUGAGCCGCCGCUGCAGGUUGUCGGAGCUCUGUGAGGACGUUUACUCAUUCGCCAAAGACCGCUUCUUUCCUGGAGAGGUAGUGGAUGUUAGCGGACGCAAAGGAGCCAGGUAUGUCUGUGAGAUCCUGCAUGUGCACGCACCUUACUCCAGUGCUAAUGGAGCCCCGCCCACUAAUGGCCAAAACACUCAGGCUGGUGAUGAUACGAUUAUCAUCAUUGACAGUGACGACGAGAGCGACGCCUUCCAGAGUCCCACCACACACUUCAACUGGAAGAAGAAACCUCUGAGUCCGUCUCUCUUCAAAUACACAGUGAGCAACACUAAAGACGAGCACAGUAAGCCAUUUACUGUCAACGCCAGUCAGAUCAGGAUGGGAGACUGA